AUGGCGCCUUCGACAUCCCCUCUCUUUCGUCUCCUGACGCCUCUCCUCCAAACCUUUCGCAAUGUCUCCUCCCGCCCCUCCCUACCCACAACGCUCAGUCCUCUCUCCCAAUCCAAGCCCUUCAGCACCAGCCCACAACUCCUCGCUCGACCGUCAAAGAAACAACCCGGCAAGGACCCCCGAAUAACACUCAUCCGCUACCAUCUGCAGCAUCCGAAGACGCCGCGGCCGUUAAGGCUGUCGCGUAUGCGUGCGCUACGACACUGGACGAUCCAUAGGGCGUGGAUGUUGAGCCGGCGGAAACGGUUGGAGAAGGAGGAGGCUGAAUUAUAUCGUAUGUAUCAAUCUAUGCACGCAGCCUGCGAGGAACUGCGGACGAUGGACCCACCGGGCUCAAAAGACGCCGGGAGACUCUACAGAAUAGCCAUGGAGAAGAAGGGGAUCUAUGGCCAUGGCGGUGUGCCGAUUGAGUAUGCCAGACUUCAGACUGAGACGCCGGGUAAGGAGCCGUGGAACCAUGGGUGGACUAGAUGA
Amorphotheca resinae ATCC 22711 is the source of this 534-nucleotide messenger RNA. RefSeq lists its product as hypothetical. Bases 1 to 534 code for a protein of 177 amino acids. Gene Ontology annotation, molecular function: structural constituent of ribosome. The record is from RefSeq and is a predicted model, not a curated record. NCBI's taxonomy places the organism in Eukaryota, Fungi, Ascomycota, Leotiomycetes, Helotiales, Amorphothecaceae. The transcript is spliced from 2 exons. Gene Ontology annotation, biological process: mitochondrial translation.